Ipomoea nil (Japanese morning glory) is the source of this 1201-nucleotide messenger RNA. RefSeq names its product methylecgonone reductase-like. The transcript is spliced from 4 exons. NCBI's taxonomy places the organism in Eukaryota, Viridiplantae, Streptophyta, Magnoliopsida, Solanales, Convolvulaceae. The coding region runs from base 76 to 1053 and encodes 325 amino acids. Gene Ontology annotation, molecular function: aldose reductase (NADPH) activity. The record is from RefSeq and is a predicted model, not a curated record. Gene Ontology annotation, cellular component: cytosol.
CUGAAAAGCAACAGAUUCUUAAUUAUAAACAAGAAGCAUAGGUAAUUAUCAUUUAGAAGCUAGCUAAGAUCAGAUAUGGAGGGAGUGAUUGAAGUCCCAAAAGUGAAGCUUAACUCCGGCCAUGAAAUGCCUGUUUUAGCUAUGGGAACUGCGUUUCCCUCACUUCCAGACCAGGACGAGUUGAUAUCAUCUCUCAUUCAUGCCAUUGAGAUCGGGUACCGUCACUUUGACACCGCCGCCGCUUACGGCUCCGAGGAGGCCCUGGGCCGUGCGGUGGCCGCUGCAAUCCAACGCCGCCUUGUUUCCGGCCGCGACCAACUCUUCAUCACCUCUAAGCUUUGGAUCACCGAAACGGACCGUCAUCUUGUCCUUCCGGCACUCAAGAGAUCGCUGGGGAGGUUGGGACUAGAUUAUGUGGAUUUAUAUUUAGUACAUUGGCCACUAAGGAUGAAGGAUGCCAAAGAGAGCUUGGAGAUUAAAACAGAAAACAUCAUUCCUUUUGACAUGAAAGGGACAUGGGAAGGGAUGGAAGAGUGUCACAACUUGGGCUUGGCUAAGUCCAUUGGUGUGUCUAACUUCACUUCAACUAAGAUUUCUAAACUCCUCCACAAUGCUACCAUUCCUCCUGCUGUUAAUCAGGUAGAGAUGAGUGUUGCAUGGCAGCAAGGAGGCUUAUUAAAGUUUUGCGGAGAGAAAGGAAUUCAUAUUAGCGCAUGGAGUCCUCUAGGGAAUUUAGGUGCUGGGUUUUGGGGCUCCCAUGGGAUAUUGGAAAUCCCACUACUUAAGGAUAUUGCACAAGCUAAGCACAACACCAUUGCACAGGUCGCUUUGAGAUGGGUAUAUCAACAAGGAGCAAGUGUGAUUGUGAAGAGUUUUAACAAAGAAAGGAUGAAGGAAAACCUUCAUAUCUUUGAUGAUGAGUGUGAACUGAAUGAUGAAGAAAUUGAUAAGAUUGAACAACUACCACAGUGCAGAGGAUUUAAAGGAGAGGAGUUUGUUCAUUCAAAUGGACCAUACAAAUCUGUUGAGGAAUUGUGGGAUGGGGAUAUAUAAUUAAGCAACUAUGAUUGGAAGAUAUAUAUUAUGUUGAUGAGUGUGCUAAUAAUUAAGUUGGAGUACAUCAACUUUCAUCAUUAUUGAUAUUCUAAGAAAGCUAGCUUGUAUUCUCAACUUUAAUUUUCAAUGUAUUAAAUAAUUUAAA